CAAAUUGGAACUCGGAAAAAAAUAACGUCAAAUCAUGACAUCGGCGAUCUUCAGGUCGGAAAGUCGGAGUUCUAGAAAGAUACACGAGUUUUCCAUUUGGAAUUCUGAGUUGGAUGACGCUUCAAAACACAUUUUCCAAGUUUCCAGUUGUCUUGAACACACUGAAGUCGGAGAGAUUUCCGAGUUCCCAGUUGUUUUGAACGCGGCAUAAUUAUGCACUGAACGCGCCAUCGUAUUUUUCAGCUGACGAUGUAAACAAGAUCAUUGGCGAAUGCAAGAACUCGAUUUGUCCACAAUACUCAUACAUGAUUCUCCUUAUUUAAUCACAAAAAGCAGCCAUGGGGCUACCUGUUACGAUUAAAGUGAAUUUCAGGGGGAAUGUAAAGAGAUUUGUGGCUCCAGAUUUGGACAAAUCGGAAUUGGAGUCGGUGGAAGCCUGGAUAAAAGCAUCAUUUGGCAUAAGCCAUUUCCAAGUGAAAUAUUUUGAUGAGGACAAUGAGGAGGUUUCCAUUAACAGUCAAGAGGAAUAUGAGGAGGCGGUGAAGAGUGCAGAGAAGCAGGGGAACCAGUUGCACAUUAACGUUUACAAGACAAAGCAGGGUCAGGCUGGCACUGGGCUGGUCAAGGCCCAAGAUGUGAAGGAGUUGAAGGGUGACCUCCGGCCAGCCCCUCCAUACCCCUCCAGGGUCAAGACAGUGGACAAAGGCACACAGGUCACCCCUGAGCGAGAUGUUGUGGUUGUGAAGGACAACAAAUUGACUAAGCCAGAGGAUAAGCCUCCCCCAGCUUGGUUCAGGUCUUACAUGGAAAAAUUCAAGGAUGAGGUGGUAAAGGAAGUAGUGGAGAGGAUGUGUAACGACUUCUCUGGCCAGUGCUGCACCCACAAGGCUCCUGACCCUGAUGGACUCCUCGAGGCCCUUGGAGCUGUGGGUGGAGUCAAUGUCAAGGGGCCAAAGAUCAGCUCCUCCUCCACUGGGCCCCCCGCCUACACCUCAUUGGGCUACACUCCUGACUGCAGCAAAUGCAAGAGACCAGCCUCCGAUGGAGCGUAUCAGUGCAGUGUGUGUCCAUCCUGCAUCUUAUGUGAGCUGUGUCGACACAGCCACGACCCCAGCCACAACCUGGUGAGAACCAAGACACCCCUCUCCAUCCCUGAGCAUGGGAUGUUAGGAGAAUUAAGGUUCCCAAGGCGAGGAGACAGGACGGUGCGCAAGGCUGAGCGUCAGCGCCUCAAAGCUGAGAGGAGGCAGCUCAAGGCCGAGGUGAAGGAAAUCAAGAAGAAGCUGAGGCUGGAAAAGAGGGGCCUGCAAUGGAGCGGCCCUGCCAAUACCUUCGCCAGAUCCAUCAUGGCCGCCACCCAGGCUCCAGCCCUGGCCCCUGCUCCUGCUGCUACUCAGGCCCCAGAACCAUCCCCAGGUCCUGCCCCAGACCCCCAGGCCUCCAGUCCAGAGGGUCCCGAGGUCUCCCACACCACCUUGGUGCCCACUAUGGCUGCCUUGUUUCUGGAUGAAAACCUGCCCGAUGGGACCCGCCUAGAGCCCGGCACCAAGUUCAUCAAGUACUGGAAGAUGAGGAACUCGGGCACCAUCAACUGGACCUCAGAGACCAAGCUGAAGUUCAUGUGGGGUAACCUGGCCCUGGCGUCGGAAGAAAAGCGCGAGGUGGCCGUGCCCCUGCUGCAGCCGGGCCAGGUGGGCGUGGUCAGUGUGGCCUUCAUUGCCCCGGUGAUGGAGGGCCCCUACACCUCCCACUGGCGCCUGGCGCACUGCGGAGACCAGUUUGGCCCCCGCGUGUGGUGCAGCAUCGUGGUGGCCCCCAGCACCAGCCGAAACACCAACUGUCCUCAGAGCAAACGCCUGAAGGAGGAGCCCAGCCCCAGGCCUGUGGUUGUGGAGAAGGUAGAGGGGAGGUCCAGCUCCAGGGACAGUGGUCUGGCCAUGUCUGUAGACGACUGCCACAUAGACUACUACUUCCACUCUGUAGACCUGCUCACUGCACAGGAUCUGUUGUCCUUUGAAUUGCUGGAUAUGAACAUUGUACAAGAGUUGGAGAAAGUUCCAAACAACACUCCAGUCGAUCUGACCCCCUGUAUGUCCCCUCUGCCCCACGACGGCCCUCUACUGGAGAACCCAGGCCCUGCUCUGAUCAACAACAACCCUGAGAUGAACAGAGUAAACAACCUGCUAGGUGUGAAGAGGGAGAACUCGGACCCCCUUGGCCACGAGGAUGGGGACGAGGGGGACAUCAGCGGGUCCCAGUUUGUGUGUGAGACUGUGAUCCGCUCCCUCGCCCUGGAGGAGGCUCCCGACCACAAGCCCCCGCGCAGACAUCAACCUAGUUACUGCAAGCCCAAAGCACUCCCAGCUGAAGCCCUGGGCCCUGUCUUUGACUAUGAGAGGAAAGUACUUGACACUGCAGUAAGAGUGGCAGGACCAGAUGUGCUGAUGAUGGGGGUUAUGAGAGGUCAAGGUUCACCUCCAGGCCUUCCCCAGAUCACACUGUCAGAGGAGGAGACCGUCACAGAGGUUGAAAACGUGUACAUGGAACUGCAUGCACUGAAGGAGGAGGACAAGGAAGACAACAAAGCAGGAAAUGAUGUGAACGAAGAGAAAGAGGAGGAUGAAAAGAGUGACAGCUACGAUGAGAUUGAAGAGGAGGAGGAGGAGGAGGAGGAAGAUGAGACGGUAGACUGGGACGAGGUGAGCAGCCAGAUCUCCACCUUGUCCUCGUCCUCCUGCGAGGACUACGUCAUCGUCCUGCCCGACUGCUUCGACACCAGUCGGCCGCUGGGCGAGUCCAUGUACAGCUCCGCCCUCUCGGAGCCUGUCACUACUGCAGCCGCGGAGCAGGAGGAGGAGUCGGACUCGGAGCGUGAGGAACUGGACAGAGCCACCCCAGAGGGGGAGAGGCAAGAAGGGGCCGGGGCUGCAGCCACAGUCACGGAGGCCCCAAUCCACAGCAGUGUCAAUCAGAUGCUGUGUGCCUCCCAGACACUGGACGCCGUGCCCCUCACCCCCGUGGUGGUGCCCCCGCCCGUCCCUCUCCUGCCCCCACAGGCCCUGUACACACACAGGUCUGAAGCGGUCCAUGUUGCAGAGCCAACGAGUCAACAAGUGUCUGGACCAGUAGAACCAUGCCAACCAGCGGUCCAUUUAAAUGUAUCUAGUCAAACCCGACUGGUAGGCUCAGCCAGUGUCUUGGAGACGCACAACUCCAGACCCCGCAGCUCCCUGCACCGAAGGGGCCAAGGCGGUAUCACAGAGGGACUUGUCAAGGGGGCUCUGUCAGUGGCAGCGUCCGCCUACAAGGCUCUCUUCACUGGACAGAGCUGCUCCACACAGCGUGGUGUGGACCCGGCCAGCCAGGACGCCUCCAUGAUGGCUGUACUACUGGAGAUGGGCUUUGGGGACCAGCGGCUCAAUCAGCGGCUGCUGAGGAAGCACAAACACAACCUGCUGCACACUGUCAACGAGCUGGUUGCCAAGGCCGACAACGAAUGGGGCACCGCCACACGCUACUGAUGGGCCAGUUGGCAAAUAAGCCGGGCCCCUACGCAACCCCUGACCUCUGUGACACCCAAUGAGAGAGAUGGGGUUUUCAGUAUGGAACUGAUGUCACAGACAUGUCAGGUUAGCAUGUUGGAAAUGUCAGUUUCCUAGUUCCGACUAGCAUGUGACUGCGGCAUAUUGACAGUGCUAUGGUAGGUUGUCUGUCCAAAGAGAAUGGAGGUUGUUGGUAUUGAAUGUAACCAGAAUUAAAAGUCCACUUUUCUCCUUCGCAGAUGGUAUUGGGACUACUCUUGUCGUUUUGAAGGAUUUACAGGGUUGAUUCACAGGGGAAUUCAAUUACAUAGGAAUGCUAAGGAACGGAGAUGUCAGAUUCCUUUCGAUUUCUGUUAGCUAUAGUAGUUAAUCGGCCUGAACAUUGCAAUCUUGUAUGUAUCAAAAGUACUGUUAUUUUAGAUGUUACGCAACAAGCAACAAUUGACCUGUGGAUUGUGUAAGGAACAGGCACUGCAGAUUAAGGAAAUAAAAUGUUUAUUUUUAA
This is a messenger RNA of Coregonus clupeaformis (lake whitefish), 4047 nucleotides long. RefSeq names its product next to BRCA1 gene 1 protein. Gene Ontology annotation, cellular component: phagophore assembly site. Gene Ontology annotation, biological process: macroautophagy. The coding region runs from base 339 to 3521 and encodes 1060 amino acids. The transcript is spliced from 21 exons. Lineage: Eukaryota; Metazoa; Chordata; Actinopteri; Salmoniformes; Salmonidae. The record is from RefSeq and is a predicted model, not a curated record. Gene Ontology annotation, molecular function: ubiquitin binding.